AUGGAAAUCUCUACUCUCGCAAUGUACCAUUGCCUUGCUUUUGUCUGGUAUUUUUUUGUCACCUAUUCAAUCACGCACGUAAGAACAGAAGAGCGGCCAUCUGAAGUGUUCCUUUACGGUGGGCAGUGGAAAUAUUUGACAGUCCUCAAUCUGGUUUUGCAGGCUGUCUUCUAUGGGGUGUCCUUCCUGGCUGAUGUGUUGAGACUAAUUAAGAAACUGCGAUGUGCUAAGUGCGUAAUUUCCAGCAGAGACCUUCUUUUCAGUGUCCUGGCUUUCCCAGUGUCCACAUUUGUGGCUAUAUCCUUUUGGACACUGUAUACCUACAAUCGAGAGCUGGUUUACCCCCAAAGCCUUGAUGGAGUCAUCCCGCUCUGGCUAAAUCACGCUAUGCACACAGUUGUAUUGCCAUUUGCUGUCCUGGAAAUCCUUGCCACGCCGCACCAUUACCCGGCAAAGAAGAAGGGAUUGAUCCUAUUAGGAUUUGUUGCUUUUCUGUAUAUCAGUUGGGUCCUGUGGAUUUAUUCUGUAACGGGAGAGUGGGUAUAUCCUCUCUUUGCUUUGUUCAGCCCGGCCGGGCUAGCAGCCUUUUUUGCCGGUAGCCUUGCCGUCAUCGUGUCUUUCUACAACUUCGGGGAGUUCCUCAACUGUAUGAUAUGGGGAGAUUCAAUAGUAAUACUGGACUACAGGCAGAAAGGCAAGUGA
Messenger RNA from Aptenodytes forsteri (emperor penguin), 702 nucleotides. It is a transcript of the gene ADTRP, whose product is annotated as androgen dependent TFPI regulating protein. NCBI's taxonomy places the organism in Eukaryota, Metazoa, Chordata, Aves, Sphenisciformes, Spheniscidae. The record is from RefSeq and is a predicted model, not a curated record. Gene Ontology annotation, cellular component: endomembrane system; membrane. Bases 1 to 702 code for a protein of 233 amino acids. The transcript is spliced from 6 exons.